This is a messenger RNA of Pocillopora damicornis (cauliflower coral), 1731 nucleotides long. Its product is annotated as calumenin-like. Gene Ontology annotation, cellular component: endoplasmic reticulum. The record is from RefSeq and is a predicted model, not a curated record. NCBI's taxonomy places the organism in Eukaryota, Metazoa, Cnidaria, Anthozoa, Scleractinia, Pocilloporidae. Gene Ontology annotation, molecular function: calcium ion binding.
UCAGCUUCGGAGACAAGAGAAUGUGCUUUUGUGGCUUAAGCUUACCAUUUAGACGAUUCUCUAAUAAUCUUUAGUUUUCAAUCGUGGGCUUGGUGAACAUGGCCUCGUCGCUGUUAAUUCUUGUCACUUUCGUGUUAUUUGCGAGAAUAUCAGCUGAGUUUCAGGGACCUGACACCCAAAGCAAUCCUAAAAAUGACGGCAACAAUGACGAAGAAAAGGCCAAACUAAGGUCAGUUUUAUUAUUGAUUGAUCGAAACGGUGACAGUGAAAUUUCAGUCAAAGAACUUUCUGCUUGGACCCAAAAGAGCAUGAGAACUUUUUACAGACAGGAGGCCGACGGUAGACUGAGUUCACUGGACUCUGACAAAGACAGCAAGGUUUCCUGGGGAGAGUAUGUCAAGGGUGCUGAAAACAGAGACGGUUUUACAGAAAAGCAAAAAAGGCGUGAUAGAAGAAGAUUUGAACACGCUGAUGCAAACAGAGACAGUUUGCUGUCACGCGAUGAACUGAUUUCCUUAUUCCACCCCGAAGAAAGUGCAAAUAUGUUUGGAGUAAUAGUUGAGGAGUUCAUGGAAUACAUUGAUAGCAAUAAUGACGGUUUUCUAUCAUUUAAAGAGUACAAAGGGAAAACAGCAGAUACUGGAAACGCGGACGAACACUCAGCGAAAGAAUCCUUUAAGAGACUGGAUAAAGACAGUGAUGGAAAACUUAACAAAGAGGAGAUGAAGCUGUGGUUAGCAGCAGUAAACACCUCGGCCCAAGCAAAUAAUCAAGCACAAAGACAAGUUAAAUUAGCCGACGAUAACAAGGAUGGUGUUUUAAGCGAAAAAGAAAUCAGGAACCAUAUGGAGAUUUUCACCGCCGGGCCUGAAGGAUUCCAAACAAGGCAAAAAGUUAAAGACGAAUUGUGAAGACACUUAGUAUAAAAUACUCUUCUCUGGUCCCUCUGUUCGUCUUCCAAAGAUGCAAACACUGAAUUGAAGAGAAAAGGAAACAGAGAGGACGAGAUAACAAUAAGGGAAGCAACUUAAAACGAAAAUACAACGGUCACUCUACGUUUUGAACAUUGGUUGGUGUUUUUUUUUGUAAGAAACUUGGGAUCACGAAGAUCUCAUAUAAGUACGCACUCUUUUAGACCAGUGGCUUAUUGAAAACAAACUUGGGAAUCGCGUGAUAUGACAACCACAAGCCCACGAUUAUUUUGGCUUAUUGUCAACGGUAUGGUCUCCAAGAACGACCAUACCGCUGACAAGAAGCCGAGAUCGCCCUGGGCUCAAGAUCUGUGAUGUGAUUGAGUGAAAUUAUACUAUUGUAGGUAAACUUGGAAUACCAUUAUCAUUGGUUGAAAAAAACACAAUGUUUCACGAUGGUGCUAAGUCAUUUGUUUGUUUAAAAUCUUGUUUAUACAUGUUUUUAAAUGACAUUGAGACUAUUGGCUUAUUUUCAUGCUGUUCUAGUUCAACAAGUUUGUCUAUUAAUCCCCGAAAUUCUUACCACAAUACCUUAUAAAUAACCUUGAAAAAAAUGAAGCUAAAAAGCUUUGCAGGCGAAAUCAGUGCAAUAGUUUUGAUAAGCGACCUGUCAGUUCGCUAGAGAAAUCGAAAUACUUGUCUAGGAGGACCAUAGUUUGUAACAUUAGACAAAACUGAAAUAUCACAGUUGGCUUUCGUAGAGUGGUAAGGAAUACGCGUUAAAAAGGUUUGUGUAUUGCAUGCAUGCAUUAGAAAUUGA